Molecule: messenger RNA, 3713 nt
Organism: Vitrella brassicaformis
Lineage: Eukaryota; Vitrellaceae
Source: the annotation of a GenBank genome assembly
GCAGUCUCCCGAAAUUUUCCGAUUUCGAUGAUGGGCAUGAUGAUUCACUUCGGGUAAGGCAUUGACACACCAUGAAGGGCCGCCGACACCCAUCAGUGGUCAGUCGUCAUGGAUUUUGUCCCCUUCUCUGCGGGCAGGUCUCUUGGAGGCGGCACCUGGAGGAUUGACCGCUUUCUGCCGGCGCGGCACCCGGCCAUUGCCAGUGGAGGCGACCUGCGGAAGCUCAAGAGCAACAGGGACCUCGGAGUCACCGCCAAGACAUCCCGCAGCGCCAAAUCGACUGGCGCAUCAUCGCAGCGUGUGAGCGUCGCGGCGGCCGAUGAGCCGCCCACGUACGAGGUGGAUCCCACGCAGCCCAUCACAGCCAUUGCGCUCGCACCAGGUAACGGAGGGAGCAUCCACGCCACAGUGUUGUUUGAUUCUAUGGAUCAAGGAAUGAUGCAGACCGGCGUGAGCUGGCAGUGGCGUAUGGCGCCCUUGAUGGGGGGACUGGGGUGGAGAGCCACGCAGGAGCGGAGCCGUCGGCGAGCCAUCAGCACCACAUCGCUCUCUGGGACAUCCGAGACCCGCCGACCAUCCCCAUACGGCUACACGGCCAUCACGGCACCAUCUGGGCUCUAUCGUACUCAUCCGACGGCUUGAAGCUGGCUUCGGCAAGCGCUGACUUCACCGUCAUGCUGUGGGACCUCGCCACGGCCAAGGAAGAGCGGAAGACGGAGGGAAAACGGAUAAGAAGCCUGCUGGAAGAGCAGGGCCUCUGGGGAAAGGCCACUGCCGAGCCAACGCAAAAAGACGACAGGGGAAAGGCAAAAAAGAGGAGAAAAGACAGAGGAGGGAGGAAACAGCAGACGGAGGGCGACCAUCACCAGCAGCAGGAGGGAGAGCAGGAGGACCGUGAGGACGAGGGUGGCGGGGCCGAGGGUGGAGGUGCGUGUGAGGGUGAGCCCCUCCCUGCCUCUCAGUCGACGUCGGCCAGCCGCGGCUGCGAGAGGAUGGCCGUGCUGCGCUUGCACACCAAUUGGGUGCUGGAUGUGGCCUUCGACCCCACAGGCAAAUGGGUGGGUCAGACGGUGUCCAUUCUCUUUCUGCUGUCAUCUCUCAUUGUGUGUUUUCUGCCCGUAUGCAGUUGGUGUCAUGUGGAAGUGACGGCCGUCUGGUAGCGUGGGACACUGAGCUCAGGGCGGCCAUGAAGCUGUGGGCCGCCCAUCGCAGGACCGUCUAUAAGGUCAACUUUUCGACUGACGGCAGACGGCUGGCAUCUUGCGGCUCAGAUGGGUCGGUCAACAUGAGAACGGCACAGCGUCAUGCGUCGCAGUUCAUUAUGCCGUCCAUCUGUGCUCUGUUGAUCAGGUCCUUGUGUGUGUGGAAUGUGGAUGCCGAUUUCCAGGGGAUUUGCACCCUCAGAGGUGAGACCCACACACAUAUGUAGGGUCUGUGUGUCCACGGUGUGUCUGUCGGCAUGCGUCAGGCCACAUCGGUGCUGUGCAUGCUGUCCGCUUCCACCCGUCGGAUCGCACACUCGUCGCAACGGGCGGAGAGGUGGGGGAAACACACACACACACAUACACACAUACGCAGAGAGACAGAGAGACAGAGAGGGAGAGACAUGGGCAUCGUGGCUCGUUUUUGUCAAGGACGGCACGGUGCGAUUGUGGGACUUGAAUGACUUCGUCCGCGACUACCUGAAGCUGGUGAAGCUGGGCCUCACUGACGACCCAGAGGCGCUCAACGAGCUGACCUGCUCGCCACACCACAUACUCAAGGCAACCAAUACACAUACACACCCACCGUGUAAUGGGUGAAGAAGAUGUGUCCGUGUGUGUGUGUGUGUGUGUUUGUGUGUUCAGGGUCACGAGGUGGGCGUGUGGUAUUUGGAAUACUCACCUGACGGCAGACUCGUCGCGUCGGGCGACAACGAAGGUCUGCAAUCCGACAAAACAAGCAAGGGCGCUCAGGGUCAUUGUGUCUGUGUGUGUGGCAGGGACGGUGUACGUGUGGAACGUCUCGUAUCAGCAGCCGACCCUCAACCACUCAUUCAAGGUAGAUGCGCGCGUCGACGAAGCGUCAUCUGGCCAUACCUUUCCUGACAAUGUCUUUGUCUUUCUGUGUGUGCAGCGGCUGCACUACGGUGCCAUUCGGGGCCUGGUGUGGCAGCCCAACAUGACCAUGCUCCUCACCGCAGCCAAAGACGGAAAAGUAAGGAACACACAGAUGGACAGGCCUCUUCGUCUCUCAUUGACCUUUCACACAUACGGACGCAGCUGGGGUUUCUGUCGGUCCCUCCCAAGUGCCGGCAGGACCCCGACAAGAAGAAAAAGAAGACAAGAACCGGGGCGGCCGCUCUCCUAUUCGGCGGCAACAGCGCGGCGCUGCGAUCCUGGAUACUCUCACUGCUCGACCCCACUUCACGCGCACGCACCAUGAAGAGAUAUCUCGACUCCAUCGAGGACGAGACAAAGAGGAAAAAGGCCGCCGGUGAGUGGGGGCAUCGACACAGGCGACACUCUUACGUCGCUGUGUCGUUCAUAUGUGUGUGUGCAGCGAAUGUGAUAGCGUCCCGCUGGCACGAGAAGCGUGGGAGCAUGGAAGAGCCGACACCGGCCAGAGAGAAGGACCCCGCCGGAAGGGAAGAGGACAGACCAAAGCCUUCGGCUCCCUCCUCGCCGACAGGUGAUGCCCCAGUAGCCAAGGCGGCUCCCAGCAGCAAGAAGAGCAGCAUCGGUGGGGGCCUCUUCCGCAAAAGGACUCACGUCGACCAGAUGGACAAAAGCCCCGAUGACUCAAUCAAGAUCAGACCCAAACACGGGUGGGUUGCAAGCAGGUGUCAGUGGAUUUCUGUGUGUGAGACGCUCUUUGGCUUCUGCAGGUCUGUAAGGUACCGAUCGGGCAAGUCUGGCAUGAUGUCGUCACUCAAAGAUGGCCCCACACAGCCACCGGCAGAUGACGCACGGAACGACAGGCCCACAACAACGGCAUCUCGAUUCGCUGACAGUGCUCCCCCCCGCGCGCCGCCCCUCCCCGCCAGCCCCCUGUCGUACCGACCGCCUUCGCCAGCACUCCCCAGCGACCCAUCUGCACCCAUUCCCCCACCCCCUCCACGCCCACCCCUCCCAGCAGCCUUGCCAGGUCCGGUUCUCCCUGGCGCAAGGCCCGCCGUAUCAAGGGAAGAACCUCAGAGCUCUUCACCGACGGCGAGAGCGAAGAAUCGGCCCCCACUGCCACUGCAGGCCCCCUUGCCGCCUCCCUUGCCGCCCCCUCCCCCAGCUGCCCCAGCAGCUGCUUCUCUGAUGGCUGCUGCGGGCCCCCCACUCCCAGGCGCGAUUCUGCCGCCACCACAGCCACCAGCGCCUUCUCUGACAGAGGAGACACACGAUGACAACAUUCUUGAGGCGGGCAAGGCGGCUGUGGUCCGAUCAGGCAGCAGCAACAACGUGCAGACCAAAUGGUUCGGUGGAUCAGGCAGUGAUGAGCUGCUGGCUGGGGCAGAGAGUGGGGUAAUGGGUCCAGGCUCAGAGGGGCAGCAGCUCGACUCUGCUGUGCCGCCCGCCAGUGUGUUUGUGUCGCCGAGUGUGAUUAGCAAGAAGGGUAGCCGAGAGAGUGAGGAGCCGACAGAGAGGAAGGAGUGGACCGUCGGCACAGACAGAGUGAAUGAGUGACUGUAGCAAUGAUACUGUGAGUGCAGUGGGUGUCUUCGUGUGUCUGCCUAUUGGGAC